CCCUAGGUACCCUUUCAUUGGUAAACAAUUGUCCUCGAAUUUUCGGAAAAAAAGGCUUCAGCUUUCUCUUUCUCUCUCCUCCUCAGAUCCGGUUAGAGUUCCUACACGGCUCUAACCCUAACUCCAAUCAACACUCUCGAUUUUUCGGUUCGUCUCACUUUCAAUCAUCAUCAAUUUCAAUCAUGGCUGGAGCUGCUCCUGAAGGUUCUCAGUUUGAUCCUCGUCAGUAUGACACCAAAAUGACUGAAAUGCUUUCUGAGGAAGGAAAUGAUUUCUUCACUUCAUAUGAUGAGGUUCAUGAUAGCUUUGAUAAGAUGGGUUUGAAAGAGAACCUCCUCAGAGGAAUCUAUGCUUAUGGUUUUGAGAAACCUUCAGCGAUUCAACAAAGGGGAAUUGUCCCCUUCUGUAAGGGUCUUGAUGUGAUUCAGCAAGCCCAAUCUGGUACUGGAAAGACUGCCACUUUUUGCUCUGGGAUCCUGGAGCAACUGGAUUAUGAAUUAUUGGAAUGCCAAGCUCUUGUGCUUGCUCCUACUAGGGAGCUUGCUCAGCAAAUUGAGAAGGUUAUGAGGGCUCUUGGUGACUAUUUGGGUGUGAAGGUACAUGCUUGUGUUGGUGGAACAAGUGUUCGUGAGGAUCAAAGAAUCCUUGCUGCAGGAGUACAUGUGGUUGUUGGUACCCCUGGUCGUGUCUUUGACAUGUUGCGUAGACAGUCCCUUCGUGCAAAUAACAUCAAGAUGUUUGUUCUGGAUGAGGCUGAUGAAAUGCUUUCUCGAGGUUUCAAAGACCAGAUCUAUGACAUUUUCCAGCAAUUACCCCCUAAGAUCCAGGUGGGAGUUUUCUCUGCUACUAUGCCUCCUGAGGCCCUUGAGAUCACCAGAAAGUUCAUGAACAAGCCUGUGAGGAUUCUUGUGAAGCGAGAUGAGCUCACCCUUGAAGGUAUCAAGCAGUUCUAUGUGAAUGUUGACAAGGAAGAAUGGAAACUCGACACUCUUUGUGAUCUGUAUGAAACCUUGGCAAUCACCCAAAGUGUCAUUUUUGUGAACACCAGGAGGAAAGUUGACUGGUUGACCGACCAAAUGAGAGCUCGUGAUCACACCGUGUCUGCCACACACGGAGACAUGGACCAGAAUACUAGGGACAUAAUUAUGCGUGAAUUUCGCUCUGGUUCAUCUCGUGUCCUCAUUACCACUGAUCUUCUCGCUCGUGGUAUUGAUGUGCAGCAAGUUUCUUUGGUGAUCAAUUAUGAUUUGCCGACUCAACCAGAGAACUAUCUUCACAGGAUUGGACGAAGUGGACGUUUUGGAAGAAAGGGUGUUGCCAUCAAUUUUGUGACCAGCGCUGAUGAUAGAAUGCUCUUUGAUAUCCAGAAAUUCUACAACGUGGUGAUUGAGGAGCUCCCUGCCAAUGUUGCGGAUCUUAUAUGAUAAGUACAAGUUAUCACUUUGUUUGUGUUUUGAGGUAAGAUGUUUUGUCUGCCAGCUUACUAAAGAUUUGGGUAAGUUACUGUGUGUUGUCUUUUCCUUUUUUUCUCUAUUCUGGGAACAUCACUAAAUUGUGUUGUGGAUGCCCCAGGUUAAAAUUUUGUAGGAGCAUAGAGACAAGUUUAAAUUAUACUCUUUAUCGUAUUUGGCUCAAGGAUCGUGUCCUCUGUUGCCCUGUUGCCAUAUAUGCUGAUCGUUCUGGCAUGAUUUUGGUUUUGCUUGUAACUCUGCAUUUCUGCAUGCCCGUGAGCCAAACUAUUGGCAGAUGGAUUGGUUAGGCAUAUUCUUUGGCUAAAAUUAAGAAACCUGACACCUUUUCUACGAGCCUGAAUUGUUAUUAGUUAUUUGUAUCUGGAAGACAAUCUAUUCUUUGACAACACAAUAACGGUACAUUCACUGUACCAUUUACCUUUAUUACGCCAUUUACUUCCA
Messenger RNA from Chenopodium quinoa (quinoa), 1913 nucleotides. RefSeq names its product eukaryotic initiation factor 4A-9. Lineage: Eukaryota; Viridiplantae; Streptophyta; Magnoliopsida; Caryophyllales; Amaranthaceae. Gene Ontology annotation, molecular function: ATP binding; RNA helicase activity; translation initiation factor activity. The transcript is spliced from 5 exons. Gene Ontology annotation, cellular component: cytoplasmic stress granule. Gene Ontology annotation, biological process: cytoplasmic translational initiation. The record is from RefSeq and is a predicted model, not a curated record. The coding region runs from base 183 to 1424 and encodes 413 amino acids.